Messenger RNA from Nanorana parkeri, 1436 nucleotides. It is a transcript of the gene ETNK1, whose product is annotated as ethanolamine kinase 1. The record is from RefSeq and is a predicted model, not a curated record. Gene Ontology annotation, cellular component: cytoplasm. Gene Ontology annotation, molecular function: ethanolamine kinase activity. NCBI's taxonomy places the organism in Eukaryota, Metazoa, Chordata, Amphibia, Anura, Dicroglossidae. Bases 106 to 1191 code for a protein of 361 amino acids. Gene Ontology annotation, biological process: phosphatidylethanolamine biosynthetic process. The transcript has 8 exons.
CCAACCCCGGCUUUUUCCCCGGACAGUCUCCCCAGGACGGGCGGUGCGGUGUGCGGGCGGUUCGGACGGGCUUUCCUGGCCGGCUGUUUCCCUCGUCCUCCGCUCAUGGCUAAUUAUAUUCACCUUCCCCCGGGCUCCCCCGACGUGCCCCGCCUGGAUGUCACCGUGCUGGAGGAGAGCGGCUAUCGGGAGGGGGCCAUGGUACUGCUGAAAGAGCUCCGACCGCACUGGAGGCCCGAGGACGUCACCACUCAGGUGUUUACUGACGGCAUAACCAAUAAACUGAUCGGUUGCUAUGUUGGCGACAUGAUGGACGAUGUAGUCCUGGUGAGGAUCUAUGGGAAUAAAACGGAGCUGCUCGUGGACCGUGAUGAGGAGCUGAAGAGUUUUCGGGUACUGCAGUCUCACGGCUGUGCUCCCCGACUGUACUGCACCUUCAACAAUGGGCUCUGCUAUGAGUUCAUGGAAGGGGCUGCCUUGGAUCCCGAACACGUCUGUAAUCCUAGCAUUUUCAGACUCAUAGCCCAACAGCUCGCUAAGAUCCAUGCCAUUCACGCCCACAAUGGCUGGAUCCCAAAAUCCAAUUUGUGGUUUAAAAUGAGGAAGUACUUCGCUCUUAUUCCAACUGAAUUCGAAGACUCCGUCAUCAAUGAAAGGUUUGUUCGCGAUGUUCCGAACCGGCAGGUCCUGCAGCAGGAGAUGGCAUGGAUGAAGGACGUGCUGUCCAAUUUGGGCUCUCCUGUGGUUCUGUGUCACAAUGAUCUACUGUGUAAGAACAUAAUCUACAAUGAAAAGAGAGGUGAUGUGCAGUUCAUCGAUUAUGAGUAUGCUGGAUACAAUUACCAGGCCUACGAUAUUGGCAAUCACUUCAAUGAGUUUGCAGGUGUAAACGAGGUCGAUUACAACCUGUACCCGAACCGGGCCUUGCAGCUCCAGUGGUUACGCUCCUACCUGGAGGCCUUCAAAGAAUUUAAAGGCUUUUCAGGGGACGUCUCUGAAAAAGAAGUGGAGGUUCUCUAUGUACAAGUCAAUCAGUUUGCUCUGGCCUCACACUUCUUCUGGGGUCUCUGGGCUUUGAUUCAAGCGAAAUAUUCCAGAAUCGACUUUGACUUCUUGGGAUACGCCAUAGUGCGGCUCAGCCAGUACUUCAAAAUGAAAUCGGAAGUGAUGGCGCUGACCCUUCCCGAAUAGCCCGAGCGAAGAGAAAGCAGAGAGCGUUGUUCAUUUAGGCUACACACGACAUGGCACUUCAAGGACUCUCCUGGGACCAGUCUGUAGUCCCAGGCCUUGCUCCACAUUCUCCUAUUGCCUUUUUAGACAAAGCCUUUAAUCUGAAAUUAACUUGUAAGCAAACAACCAGAGGCUUUUAUUUAAUAUUUUAUGUAAGUUAUUUAUAGUGUUGAUUCCAAUUUGUCUCCUGAUACCGUUUGUAUAUC